CUAUUUUUGGCCCUCGUGACAGUAAUUGAAGGCUGCAGGAAAGGUAUAAAAGCAGCUGCAGGUCUCCGCUGGACAGCUAGGGAGAAGCCUUCGCCUGCCACGGCUGUGCGCCCUGUGCCUGGACACAGCCUGGCCUUUGCCCCCAGCUCAGGACAGGACUGACCUUGCUGUCACCUCCCUGCCACUCCAGGCCCCUGGGUUUCAGGUCACCGCUAUGCGGUCUCGACUCCUGCUGUCGGUGGCCCCGCUGCCCACCAUCAGGGAGACCUCGGAGGAGAUGCUGCCCGCAGACCCAGGGCCGGAGCCCCCAGCUUCUCCCAGCCUGGAGGACUAUGUGAAGUCUAUCUGCCAACUGGCACAGCCCACCACCGUGCUGGACAAGGCCACCACCCAGGGCCGAGCCAGUCGACCCCACUGGGCGGCCCGGGACAGAGGGAGGAGCCCAGCUUCUUUCCCUCAGGAGAUCUCUCCCUUCUUCAGCGGCCCACGGCCCACACUGCCCUCUGCUGGUGCCGCUGAUCCGUUGGACUGGCUCUUCGGAGAAUCCCAGAAAAAGCAAAGUUUGCCGGACUUGCCCAGGGCGGCAGUCCCUUCCGCCAGGCCGUGGGGCACGCACAGGCAGGCGGACCGCAGCAAGGCCAGGACGCCAGAGCGCUCCCUGGUGACACCAUCGCAGCAUGGGCACCAGAGCGCCAGCCUGCGGAGCCGGACUUUCUCAGCCUCUCGCUGCAGCCCCCGACCUAGCAGCAUCCUGCGCUCUGUCUACUCACAGCUCCCUGUGAUUCACGAACUCUGAGCCUCCUAAUAAAGGCUUCCACCACAGUC
Chinchilla lanigera (long-tailed chinchilla) is the source of this 825-nucleotide messenger RNA. It is a transcript of the gene Depp1, whose product is annotated as chromosome unknown open reading frame, human C10orf10. The record is from RefSeq and is a predicted model, not a curated record. Lineage: Eukaryota; Metazoa; Chordata; Mammalia; Rodentia; Chinchillidae. Gene Ontology annotation, cellular component: mitochondrion. Gene Ontology annotation, biological process: regulation of autophagy. The transcript has 2 exons. The coding region runs from base 215 to 796 and encodes 193 amino acids.